UGGGGAGAAGGGCCGGGCGAUUGGCUGCGGGCGGGCGGCGCGACCCCGGAUGUGAAUGACCUCAGUGCGGAGAGGGCGGCGGCGAGCGGAGAGGGACGAGGAUGCUGAUCAAAGUGAAGACGCUGACCGGGAAGGAGAUUGAAAUCGACAUCGAGCCCACCGAUAAGGUGGAGAGAAUCAAAGAGCGUGUGGAGGAGAAAGAGGGCAUUCCCCCACAACAGCAACGCCUCAUCUACAGCGGGAAGCAGAUGAACGAUGAAAAGACAGCAGCAGACUACAAGAUCCAGGGGGGCUCCGUGCUGCACCUGGUCCUGGCCUUGAGAGGAGGGUCUCGAUGACAACAGGGGCGAGGAGGGGGCGAGGGGGCUCAAGAACCUCUGCCCUCCGACGCGCGCCGACCCCCCACCCCCGUCGGCACGUUCCGCCGCGUCCCUCCUUCCCAGAACUCCGUUCCACUCCCCCCCCCCCCCCCACACCACCUCACCCUGCCCUCGAUGCGCCCUCCCCCCCCAUUCAGCAACACUCGCCAGAACAGUUUGCAUCUGGCUUCCGCGGGGGUUUUUCUUCUCUUUUGAACGUGGAGGUGCAUUGGCGCUUGAUUCCUCCCGUUGCCGUGUUGUUUAUGUCUGCUGCACACGCCCCUCAACCCCCACUCACCGAGAGAGCCCGGUCCCCGUCCCUCCCCGGGUCUGCGGGGGUCGGGAGCGGACGGGGGGACGCCUGUUCCUGAGCCCGUGCUGGGGUGUCAGACUGGGCAGCUGGGCGGUGGGAAUGGUGUUGUCACUGUGAAGGGAGAGAAAGAAACCAUUAAACUGAACUGUGUUAUGCUUCCUUGAAUCCCA
Pristis pectinata (smalltooth sawfish) is the source of this 842-nucleotide messenger RNA. RefSeq names its product NEDD8. Gene Ontology annotation, cellular component: cytoplasm; nucleus. Bases 102 to 338 code for a protein of 78 amino acids. Gene Ontology annotation, biological process: modification-dependent protein catabolic process; protein neddylation; regulation of proteolysis. The record is from RefSeq and is a predicted model, not a curated record. Gene Ontology annotation, molecular function: ubiquitin protein ligase binding; protein tag activity. The transcript has 4 exons. NCBI's taxonomy places the organism in Eukaryota, Metazoa, Chordata, Chondrichthyes, Rhinopristiformes, Pristidae.